GGGCUGGGCCGUGCCGGGCGGGCGGCAGCGGGGCUGCCAGCGCGGAGGCGGCGCGAAGUGGUGCCGGGUAUGGCUCCGCCGGCGGCGAGCGGGAUCCCGUCGAUUGCUCCCUCGCUGGGCCCGACGGCCGUCUGGCUGGGGAACCGCUCCGAUCUCGGUGAUGUACAGGCCUUGGCAAGCCGUGAUCUACCGACAACUACUGUGACAGCUGGCAAUAAUAACAAGCCUGAGCACCUAGAGUAUGUUGCCUUUGUAUUGGUACCUGUUUUCUUCAUCAUGGGUCUCUUGGGGAUCCUCAUCUGUCACGUCCUUAAGAAAAAGGGGUAUCGUUGUACAACAGAAGCUGAAGAAGUAGAGGAAGAGGAAAAGCCUGAUGAAAAAAUAGAAAUGAAUGAAACUGCGCAUGAGAAUAGUGACACUGUAGGACAAAUUAUUAACUACAUUAUGAAAAAUGAAGCAAAUGCUGAUGUGUUAAAGGCCAUGGUAGCAGAUAGCAGUGUCUUUGAACCCGAAAGCCCCAUGUCUCCUAAUGCUCCUGGAAGUCCAACAAGUCCAGGGUCUCCUUUGUCACCUGGUGCUGCUUCACUUAAACACAACUGCAAAGGCCAUCACUUACAUACUGUUGGAGGAGUAAUAGAGAAGGAUGUUUGUUCUCGCUGUAGCCACAAACGAUGGCAUCAUAUAAAGCCAGCUCACAAAUCCAAAGAGCACAGAAGAAGUCGCCUUGGAGAGGUUACAGUACUUUCUGUGGGAAGGUUUAGAGUCACAAAAGUGGAGCACAAGUCUAAUUCCAAAGAACGGAAAAGCUUGAUGUCUGUUACUGGGGUGGAGGGCCUCAAUGGUGACAUGCCUGCCACGCCCGUCAAACAGGAAGCAAAAGAAGCACCUGCCACACCUGUGAAAGAGGGGACGCAAGAGAGGAGAAGCUCUGAGUGAACUGCAGGUGGAACUUCUAAAAGAAGUUUGUCAACUAGCACUUUGGAGAAAACAGAGAACUCCCAAGAAAUGCAUUCUUAUUUAAGGAAAUGUGUUUAUGGCACUAUAGCAUUUUACAAGUUUUGUGAUGGCAUCCAUGCAAGGUUAAAUACUUACUGAUUUUUAUUGGUGAAAAAAAUAUUAAGAUUUACACAUACAUACUGUUGCGCAGUGUGGACCUCAUGCCAAAAAUUGAGCUUCAUCUUCAAAAGAAAAAAUACAUAUUAGUUUUUGGACAGGGAAGGUAAAAAACCUUACCACAUUAUUUUUUUCUUCAUACUCAAACAAGUAUUUUCUUGUACUGAGUUCUAUAUUACAAGUAAUCUGGUUGCUCUGUGGAUAAAUUGUGUUCACCCCUCUCGUCCAUUUGGAUUUUUUUCCUCUGUUCUUCCCUUCCAGAGCUCACAAGUACUCGCUGAAGAUGAAAGUCAGGCUACAGAAGAUGAAAAUGCUCUUCUAAUCUAAAUUUUAGUAGCCAAGCAAAACACACAAGGAAAUAAACAUUUCCAGUCAAAUCUGCAUGUGUGCAGACAUGCAGAAGUAAGUAAGCCUUCUGACUCUGUGAAAGGUAAUUCACAGUACAGUGGCUUAGCUGUACACAAGUGUCAAAUGAUACUGUUGUCCUUAUUCCCGUUACCUUAAUAACUAUUUAUCAUUAGGCUAAAGAGUGUCUUCUUCUAUGCACUUGUUGAGCUUUUGGAAAGGUCACUUUCAUUAAGACCAUUUCUUCUCCAGUUUUCUUGUAACUACUUAGUCGUAUUUGCAGAUUGCCUAAUAGCUUUGCCUUUCUCUUUUGUUUUUACCCACAGGUUCCUUAUUAAGCUAAGGCAACAUAUUUGAACCACUAGAUAAGGAUAUGGAAUAUUUGUCAUUAAAAAUGUAUGGAGUAUGUACUGAAGUACUUCAGAGUGGCUUCAGAGGGUAGCAGUUCUCACUGGCACCGAAAUCUUAAGCCAUUGUUUCACUGCCUUAAUAUUUUGAGUGUGAUCUACUGCUAAAAAUACCACUGAUGGUUUUGUGAUGUUAUUUUUGUGUCUACUUAUUAUGACCUUUACAAUCUUAUUGUUUUAUUUUGGCAAGGCAGGGGGAGGGGACCUUUGCAAUACUUCAGCAAAUUUUGCUAUGUGAAAGAAAGUGAAAAAUAACAUUUUCUCCAAGUGCCUAAGAAUAGAAGCUGUAGGGUAAAACAGCGUAGUAGAGAUUAUGCUAUAUUCUGAGAACUAUACAUUAAUUUAACCUAAAUUAUGAACUCUGUGAAAAUCAGCGCUUCUUUUGAAAUUGAUUUGUUUUAAAUUGCUUUCGAUCUUUUUUUGUCUGGGUGUUCUGAACUGUGUUUCUCUUUCAGAUCUGAGAAUCUUCAUCAGCGUAUGUAAUGUUAACAAUCAAUGUGUACGAAUAUUAAAAAUUCAUAUUCUUUUUUUAACCAUAUUAGAUACUCCCACAUCUUGUCAGAGAACUUUGAGUUUAUGUGAUGGUUGCUGGGAAACAUGUGCCGUGAUUGCCUUCCUUUGUCUUCAAUCAGUAAGAUUUGAUAGAUCCAAUUCUAGAACAGCUUGGGUUGGAAGGGGUCUUUAAAGAUCAUCUAGUUCUGCCCCCCUCUGCCCUGAGCAGGUUUACUGCUUGCUAGGUCCCGAUGCUUCUCACAGACACCAUAUUUGGUAGGGAGGAGGAACAAACCCAACCAAGCUCCUGAAAAGAAGUGAUGGUUUAUUGUGCCUUUUAAAAUGGAUAUUCAUAGAGAGAACUGCUCAUUCUUGAGUACCUAAAAUAACUCUGACCAGAACUGGUACUCAAGUGUUUAGCAUCCUUGCUGUCAUUAAUUUGUCUGGUUUAUAAAAUCUCUUUGAUAUUUAACAAACUACAAAGUUCGCCUUAUAGGCAUACAUUUGACAGAGUCUUGAUUUUUUUUUUUUCCUUCUUCAAACUUCACUUGAUUUCAAUAAAAAGCUAUUUAUUCUAGAAGAGUUUAAUUAGUGUUGGUUAUAGUAGUUAGCUUUCAAUUUCCAAGAGAUUGAGAGCUAUGAGUAUAAAAUGUUAUUGGAAAAAGGGAGUAUUGGGUAAAUAAAUGCUAUUAAAAGCAUUUAAAGCAAAGCAUUUAAAGUAAAUAAAAAAGCCAGGCAGUUUUAAACAGUUUUCAGAAAGAAGACGCACAGUUAGACUGUCUCAAAAGCUUUAAAAAAAAAAAAAGAAAGUUUUUAAUUUGAUGGUAUUGUGUUUUAAUACGUGGUUGGCCAGCAUUGCAAGGUCACAUACUGAAAGAAUUCAAAAGAAGCUUAAACAAAGAUAUCCUAUUUUUUUACUUAAUUUAAAAGUACUUCCUAUUUUGAUUCCACUUGAAUUAUGUAGAAUAAAAUUAAAACUUGUUGGAUAUGUAAAACAUUGUUUGCCUGUAUAACUUACUUACAUAAGGUAUUGUAAGACCUGGUAUGUACAAGACCUGAAUUUGUACAUUGCUUCCUCAGUAAGAAGAUUUAGAAGUGGUGCCUGUUUUUAUUGCCUUUAAUACACUACACUUUGCAGUUUUGUAGUUAUACGGACAUUGCCAUAUUAGUCAGCCUUUCUUAAAUUUGCAUAUCAGAUGUAUUUUUAACAAAGUAGUUUAUAUACAACUUUUGUACUACCAAGCAGAUAAUAAAAUAUUGAUUCUUAAA
Gallus gallus (chicken) is the source of this 3626-nucleotide messenger RNA. RefSeq names its product RELT like 1 (gene RELL1). The transcript is spliced from 7 exons. Bases 70 to 936 code for a protein of 288 amino acids. Gene Ontology annotation, biological process: positive regulation of p38MAPK cascade. Gene Ontology annotation, cellular component: plasma membrane. The record is from RefSeq and is marked provisional. NCBI's taxonomy places the organism in Eukaryota, Metazoa, Chordata, Aves, Galliformes, Phasianidae.